GAUUUCAUUUUUCAUUUCAAAAUACACUUUGAUAUUACGAUUGCCGCUAAAAAAAUUAGUAUAUAUUUUGUAUGAAGUCAUUUAUGGCUACUGUAAAAACAGUAAUGUGGAUAUAGUUAAUAAAACUGAGGAUAGUAAAACUUAUAAAAAUAUAAUCGCCACCGGUUGGUAGUCUGUGGUAGAUUUGUAUGUUUGACCUUCUCAAGGUGACCGAUAUCGCAAACCGCAUUUGAUCAGUCAGGGUUGAUAGGGUCUAGCGGUUGCACGGGCUUUACCUGAUUUUCUCCGAGAAUAUUCAAAAUGAGCGUACAAUCCGAUUCGGAUAAGCGGAAACAAAUCUCUGUGCGAGGUAUUGUCGCAGUAGAAAAUGUUGCCGAAGUGAAGAAAGCAUUUAAUCGUCAUGUGCAUUAUACUCUUGUGAAGGACAGAAAUGUUGCGACUCCAAGGGACUACUACUUUGCCUUGGCCCAUACCGUGAGGGACCACCUUGUCUCACGCUGGAUUCGAACCCAACAAUACUACUAUGAAAAAGACCCCAAGCGUGUGUACUACCUCUCUCUGGAAUACUACAUGGGUAGAUCCCUGCAAAACACCAUGAUCAACCUGGGCAUUCAGGGAACUGUAGAUGAGGCUCUGUACCAGCUCGGUUUAGACAUUGAGGAACUCGAGGAGUUGGAGGAAGAUGCUGGUCUUGGUAAUGGAGGUCUAGGACGACUGGCAGCUUGCUUCCUGGAUUCCAUGGCCACUCUUGGGCUGGCCGCUUAUGGUUAUGGUAUCAGGUAUGAGUACGGUAUAUUCGCUCAGAAGAUAGAACACGGUGAACAACAGGAGGAGCCUGAUGACUGGCUGCGUUACGGCAACCCCUGGGAGAAGGCCCGCCCCGAGUUCAUGCUGCCCGUCAACUUCUACGGCCGUGUGGUCGACACGCCUGAUGGAAAGAAAUGGAUCGAUACCCAGGUCGUGUUUGCGAUGCCCUACGACAACCCGAUACCCGGCUACAACAAUAAUGUCGUCAACACGCUACGACUCUGGUCUGCCAAGAGCCCGGUCGACUUCAACCUGAAAUUCUUCAACUCUGGCGACUACAUCCAGGCUGUGCUCGAUCGUAAUGUCGCUGAGAACAUUUCCCGAGUACUGUACCCCAACGACAACUUCUUUGAAGGCAAAGAGUUGCGUUUACGUCAAGAGUACUUCAUGUGUGCUGCCACCCUACAAGAUAUUAUCAGGAGAUACAAAAAUUCCAAAUUCGGUAGCAGGGAGGCCGUCAGGACAACAUUCGAAAGUCUUCCUGAGAAAGUAGCCAUACAACUAAACGACACUCAUCCCGCGCUCGCUAUUCCUGAACUUCUUAGGAUUUUAGUCGACAUUGAGAAGGUGCCCUACGACAAGGCAUGGAAGCUGGUCACUCAGUGUUGCGCGUACACUAACCACACCGUUCUACCCGAAGCUCUAGAGAGAUGGCCCACCACAAUGUUGGAGAAUGUGUUGCCCAGACACAUGCAGUUGAUUUACCACAUUAACUUCUUGCAUCUCCAGGAAGUUGAGAAGCGCUGGCCUGGUGACAUGGACCGCUUACGUCGCAUGUCGCUCAUUGAGGAAGAGGGUGAGAAACGAGUGAACAUGGCUAAUUUGUGUGUCGUGGGUUCUCACGCCGUGAACGGUGUAGCGGCCAUUCACUCUGAGAUCCUGAAAGCGACUGUAUUCCGUGACUUCUUUGAAAUGUGGCCCGAAAAAUUCCAGAACAAGACUAAUGGUAUUACUCCCCGUCGUUGGUUGCUCCUUUGCAACCCGGGACUAUCUGAUCUCAUCUGUGACAAGAUUGGCGAGGACUGGACAGUUCACUUGGAGAAGCUGCAGCAGUUGAAACGCUGGUCCAGGGAUCCUGCCUUCCAACGAGCGGUCAUGAAGGUGAAGCAGGAGAACAAGUUGAAGCUUGCGUCUCUGAUUGAGAGGGAUACGGGAGUGAAGAUCAACCCGGCGUCGAUGUUCGACGUGCAGGUGAAGCGUAUCCACGAGUACAAGCGUCAGUUGCUGAACAUCCUGCACGUCAUCACGCUGUACAACCGCAUCAAGCGCGACCCGUCCGCGCCCGUCACUCCCCGCACUGUCAUGAUCGGAGGCAAGGCUGCUCCCGGCUACUAUGUCGCCAAGCAAAUGAUUGCCUUGGCUUGUGCUGUUGGUAACACUGUAAACAACGACCCUGACGUCGGAGACAAGUUGAAGUUGAUAUUCUUGGAGAACUACCGCGUCACGUUGGCUGAGCGCAUCAUGCCCGCUGCUGACCUCAGUGAACAGAUUUCGACGGCCGGUACCGAAGCGUCUGGUACUGGCAACAUGAAGUUCAUGUUGAACGGUGCCCUCACCAUCGGCACUAUGGACGGCGCCAACGUCGAGAUGGCCGAAGAAGCUGGAGAGAACAACUUCUUCAUUUUCGGCAUGAGGGUCGAUGACGUCGAAGCUUUGCAGAAGAAAGGUUACAACGCAUACGAAUACUACGAGCGCAAUCCGGAACUGCGGCAGUGCAUAGAGCAGAUCCGCAGCGGGUUCUUCUCCCCGGGCGAGCCAGGACGGUUCGCGCACAUCGCCGACGUAUUGCUUCACCACGACCGCUUCCUACACCUCGCUGACUACGACGCCUACAUCGAGGCACAGGAGAAAGUCUCCAGUGUUUACCAGAACCAGUCGAAGUGGGCUGAGAUGGUGAUUGAAAACAUCGCAUCUUCGGGCAAAUUCUCGUCUGACCGCACCAUCGCAGAGUAUGCACGGGAGAUUUGGGGCGUGGAGCCUUCCUGGGAAAAACUGCCAGCUCCCCACGAGACUAACUAAACCUUCCCACUGCCCCACUGCCGAACCAUGCCAACUCAAUAAAACUUAUUAAUACAACGGUAACACCAAUAUCUUGCGGACUAUAACAGUGCCGGAUUAGGCACGGACGGGGCCCCUAGCAGCUUCUAUUCAGGGGUCCGCGAUCUACAAAGUUUAGUUAAGGUGAAGUAUUGAUUCUAGAGCCCCCUUUUGCACUGGUUUCGUCCGGCACUGACUAAUAUUUUGAUUAAGUGUGUACUCAUUAAAAUUGUACAACAAUAGAAUUGCUAAAGCCUUCAAUGUUUACUAAUAGGUAUAUAUUUUUUAAAUUAAAUGAUCUUAGUAUGUGUAAUUUUCUGAUAUCUUGAUGUGAAGUAAUAAAACCAAGAAAUAAUUGAAAAAGUAGAUAGAUAUGUAUAUUUUUUAUUUAAUAUUUGUAUACAUAAUGUGAAACAUAUGUAUCGAGUCCUUUGCCAUAAUAUUUACAUAAGUAUAUAUUUUAUAAUUAUAAAUAAAAUCUAUUAUCUUAUUGUAGUGUUAAGUGUAAAAUUUUGAAAGCUACUAGACUAGAUGUUGAGAACAUGUGUAGAAAAUUUUAGAUAGUUAUAAUAUACAUAUUUUAUGGAAAUUAUGAGUAGAUUUUGAUGUUGAUGUUGAAGUAAUAAUAAACGCUUCUAGCCGCGACAAGAUAAUAAGCUCGUUACAUACUCUAGCUAAUACUAACGUUCCUGAAUAUGUACUUCACGUUUAGUCCUCACUGUUCAAUGUUAUGUCUUGUACUAGACAAUGUGAAGAAUUUAUUUUUAUGUGCCAUACAGUUUUCUAUUUGUAAAAUCUAUUAAACAGAGCAAUAAAAUAUAUACGAAUG
Messenger RNA from Spodoptera litura, 3673 nucleotides. RefSeq names its product glycogen phosphorylase (gene Glyp). Gene Ontology annotation, cellular component: cytoplasm. Lineage: Eukaryota; Metazoa; Arthropoda; Insecta; Lepidoptera; Noctuidae. The record is from RefSeq and is a predicted model, not a curated record. Gene Ontology annotation, biological process: glycogen catabolic process. Gene Ontology annotation, molecular function: pyridoxal phosphate binding; glycogen phosphorylase activity.